This is a messenger RNA of Lytechinus pictus (painted urchin), 5573 nucleotides long. Its product is annotated as arylsulfatase I-like. NCBI's taxonomy places the organism in Eukaryota, Metazoa, Echinodermata, Echinoidea, Temnopleuroida, Toxopneustidae. The transcript is spliced from 11 exons. Bases 184 to 1743 code for a protein of 519 amino acids. The record is from RefSeq and is a predicted model, not a curated record.
GCAUUGCAUAGCCCCACACAGUAUUCCACCAAAACAAGUGUGCAAUUCUCUAUCACCUCGUACCAAAAUCGACCUAGAAUUUCACUUUCCUAUAUUUUAUAUGAAUUAUGAAAGGUAUUCUCGGAGGAUCUAUUUUCUCACCGAUACCGCACAGUUCCUGGAUUAUUAACAGAUAGGUGGACCAUGGAAUUGAGGAAAUUAUUCCAGCUCAGUGUGUGUUUCAUGUUGAUUCUGGUAGAGGCAAGGAAUAGUAAAUCAAGAGAACAUCAAGGACCACCGCACAUUAUCUUCAUCGUAGCUGAUGAUUUGGGUUGGGACGAUGUCAGUCUGCAUGGAUCAAGCCAGAUACUCACUCCGAACAUCGACGGGUUGGCACAAGAGGGUGUGACGUUGACAAACUACUAUGUGUCACCCAUCUGCACUCCGACAAGAAGCGCCAUCAUGACGGGCAGGCACCCUAUUCAUACAGGCAUGCAACAUGAUACAAUAGCAGCUGAUGAGCCAUGGGGACUGGGUCUGGAUGAGAAGACUAUUGCCCAACAUCUGAAAUCAUUGGGAUACAGCACUCAUGCAGUUGGGAAGUGGCAUUUGGGAUAUUAUGCGGAGGAGUACAUUCCAACGAAGAGAGGGUUUGAUUCAUUCUUUGGCUACUACAACGGGAGAGGGGACUACUUUACACAUGAGGAUAAUAAGGCUGGUAAUGCCGGUUACGAUCUUCACAAGAAUGGGGAGGUCUACUGGAGCGCCUUUGGUCAGUAUUCUACAGAAAUCUUCUCCAGAGAAGCUCAGCAGAUUAUCAUGGACCAUAAUGCCUCUCAGCCGCUGUUCUUGUAUCUUGCACACCAAGCAGUGCAUGCAGGUGUAUAUGAAGCUCAUCUGCUAGAGGCUCCGGACAAGUAUUAUCAGAGGUUCCCUCAUAUCAAAACAGAAGGGAGAAGGAAGUAUGCAGCGAUGGUUGCGGGCUUAGAUGACUCAGUCGGGAACAUCUCCAAGACGCUACGGGAUACCGGUCUCUACGAUAACUCCAUCAUCGUCUUUACGACUGACAACGGAGGCCCCACCAAUGGCUACGACGGCAACCACGCCAGUAACUGGCCCCUGAGAGGGUGCAAGCAUACGCUAUGGGAGGGCGGGGUCAGGGGCACUGCCUUCGUGAACAGCCCCCUCAUCGAGAGACCAAGACGCUUCAGUGACCAGAUGAUGCACGUCUGUGAUUGGCUGCCAACGCUCUAUGGCGCCGCCGGAGGUGACCCGAAGGAACUUGUGAAUUUAGAUGGAUACGACCAAUGGGAUGCAUUGUCAACUAAUGCAAAGUCUCCUCGGAUUGAGAUUCUUCAUAACAUUGAACCAAUCUUCAACUACUCAGCUAUCAGGAUAGGCAAUUAUAAACUUCACUAUGGUGCUUUUUCAAGUCAUUAUUCUGGAUGGUAUCCGCCUGAAGGAGAGAGUUGGAAUGAAACAGAGAGAGUUCCCAAUGCAUUUGUAGUAAACUGUCCACCCAAACCAGAUAAUGCCUCAACAAACUGUGAUUAUGAGAACAACAAGCCUUGUCUUUAUAAUAUCAGAGAUGAUCCUUGCGAAUAUAAUAAUAUAGCAGAUUGGAACCAAGCUGUAGUCCAGAUCAUGACGUUAAGACUGGAGCAGCAUCGGCAAUCAGCAGUCAACCCGAGGAACCAGCCGGGCGAUCCUCAGAGCAACCCAAGACUACACGGAAAUGCUUGGGUACCCUGGGUGGAAUUAUAGCAGUAUUGGAAAGUUGUAUCGAAGUGAUGUCAUCACACGAAAAACUAUAAAAUAGAAACUAUGAAAUGAAAUUAUUUGUUUGUGUAUUUCAGCAUUUUUGCUACCAUGCUACCAUAUAUUGGCACAGCAUGAUGAAAAGCAUCCGCAACCAAAAUUUAGUCAUAUUGUUCCAAAGGGGCCUAGGAUAUGGCAGUGUGAAUACCAGCUUAGCCCCAUUUAAAUCAGUGUAUAGUGGCCUGGUUUCAAGCAGUUAUGAACUCAUUUUACAAUGAAUUUAAUGGGGCAUAUUAGGUAUUUGGCCAUACUUUGACCAACAAAUUAAAGAGCGAUUCAUGACCCAUUUUUUACAUGUAGGUUUGUCGUGCUCUUCCGAAUUAUGGCCAUGAAAAUACUGAAAUGCACAAAAAACGAUGACGACACACUUCCGUACUCUAUCAGGGUAAUUCCAUAAAAUAGUUUGCCAGCUUGUGAAAUUUUUUACGUAGCUGGUGGUGUUUUGUACUGUAAGCCGUUUGUAAAGUUAUGUGGGACCUUCACCACGCCUGUGUGGUUCUUAGGUGCAAAGUCACUAGCUACUAGCAUUGUGUAAGUAAACCUUCGCGCAUAGGCACGCGGCUGUGUAUAAAACAUAUGGGGAAAAUGAUAGAGGGGAUUCGGGAGAGGGCACAAGAGCGGCGUACGGGAAUAAAUUCCACCUUUCCUUUCCCACAAACCUCUAAAAUAUAUUCAUUUCUAAUUUUAGAAGAAAAAAAAUUGAAAGAAUUUUUUUUAAUGUGAAAAUCGUUUAUUCCUCUACCCCUCCACCAUUUUCCUCAGAAGUUUUGUACACAACCCAAAAUGGCGAUACGGGAAGGCUGGCAAAGGUUUACUUACUCAACGCUGUGGGGUGCUCUUCAUGAGCAUUUCAUUACGCGCUCUAUGUACUGUCCAGUCUUCCCUUAUAGUGUCUUUGUUUUUACCUUAAAUGUUGUCAUAUCAGGAUUUCAAGAAAUAUUGUUGACAAAGUGUAGUGAUGUGCGAACGGGUUUAAUAAUGAACUGAUACACGUGUAUGUGGGUGGAUGUGUGUUUGGGUGGGUGUGUGCGUGUGUAAUUGAGUUUUACUGACAUGUAUCCAUCUGAGGAGUGUUUCAUCAACAUUAUUGUCGGACAAUUUGUCAGAUCUGACAACUUUCCUUCAUUCUGAUUGGCUGUGAGGCACUGUUACCGUGAUUACUGUCGGAUAAAAUGGGACAGUCCUUUCGUGAAACGCUCCCCAGAUGUGAUUAUUCACGUCUGGAACCGACCUUUAACGUCACCAUCCGAGAGUUGUGGCCUGGGCUUGGUUUGUGAUGAAUUGCAAAUAUGAAAGAACUGCACUGAUUGGUCCCUGGUCAGUAUUUUAAACCUAAUGGGCGUGUAACAUUGAUAUUGAUUGGUCAGUUCAUUUAGGACUUGAUCGCUAUUUUUUGUGUUAUGGAGCCCAGGGCUCGAACCUUGAACCUCUGCAUCAGUUUGUAACUUCCCCCUAUGUGUAGCUUGGAUUACAAGCGUACACCAAAACGUCCAGUUGUAGCACAAAUUGUGUGGGAGAUCUUUAUUUCACACAGCGGCAAAGAAGUUUGUAAUAUUGAGAAAAAAAAUGAUGCACAUUACAUACAGCACAAUGUUUGUUGCUGUUACGCACAUGAUUUUGUAUGACAGGGCAUCAGUGGAUUGAUCUGAAUUUAAUCCAAUUUUUGUAUGAAAAAUUAGUCAUAUUUUGAAUAUUUGAACAUUUUUAUUUUGAAUAUUUGAAUAUUUGAAUAUUUGAAACAAUAACCUGUUUCAGUAGACAUGUUUACAAAGCCUGGCUCUUGUUUUAUAUGGACUUAUAAUUUUUUUUAUACAUGUACAUAAAAUAACAAAUGUACAAGUUUGUAUUAAAACUACACUGUUUAUCAUGCUAUCAAAUUGAAUGAUUUCAGCAGCUUUAAAUGUGAUUGCAAAAUAGACAUAUGUGCACUAUGGAGGAAACAGGCCCCAGAAGUUAUUCCCUUUUAACUGUAAACUAACAGUAUACAAAUAAUGCACUUAAACGCGUGCAUAUAUGCAGGGCCAAAUGAUGAACGAUGUGCGAGAAGAGCCAAUAGAUAUACCGCACCGAGGUCCGCAGGACCGAGUGCAGUAUAUCCAUUUGGCAAGUCAAGCACAGAGUUCAUUAUUUAGGUCCCCUAUGGACAAGAAUGCGUGUAUUGUUUGUUUUAUACAACCCCCCCUCACCCUUGUAACUGAGUUGCCCCAAAUGCUAUAUUGGAUCUAAAUUCUAGAUAAUUCCAGAACUCGCACUAUCCUGCACUCUGACGUCAGAGUGCAGGAUAGUACAUUUGUUAUGACGUCAGAGUGAAGGAUAUUGCAUUUUGGAUGCAAUAGUGCAAUUUGCUGAAUAUCAUGUGAUCUGAUUUGGACCAAUCAGAUUACAGAAGAUUCUUGGGAGUUAUAUAAUACUGGCACGUAUGCCUAUAAGAUGUACAUGUACUGUAGACUGAAUCAUGUUUAAUAAUAAUAAUAAUAUAGGGUAUUUAUAUUGCGCACAUAUCCACCUUGUUAGGUGCUCAAGGCGCUCCUAUAUUACCCUGCUAAGCUAGGCGUUCAUAGCGCACACAGCUUUUGUUUGAAUAUUUGGUGCCAGAUUUGAUUUAAAUCAGCACUGGAGAAGACUCUAUUUCUGUGACAUUCCAUUAUCAUGUGUUUAAAUUCUAUCUUGCGCUCAUUAUUGAAGAGGCUUUUUAUUUGUGAGGCUGACAGAAUGAGGAUGAUGGUAUACAAAUUUAGUGAGUAGGCAUGAGUGCGAUGGUACGAGAUAUCGCACGAGUUGAAAGAAAGACGCUCUGUUAAGUGUGGCGCAGCCAAGUUGACUGGAGUAUCACUCUUUUUCCAUACAGAAUAUUCUCUAUUUUGGUUGUGCAAUGGCCCAGAAGUUACAGUGGUACUCAAGUCAGUGAACCCCACCAGAAAAUGAACAUAUUUAAAGUUAUCAAGGUAAAUAAUAAUAUGUCCAUUUAUAUAGCACAGUUACUAUGUACAUAUACUCAACUGCGCUUUGAUACUUUGUAUCGUAUUAUUACCCCGGCUGUAGCUGAGCCGCCAUAUUAAAACCUGCCAUGGCCUUGCACGGCGCUAAAGCGUUCAGGAAUAAAUCCUACCGGGUACCCAUUCACCAUUCACAAUUACAAAUAUGUAAUUGUGAAGUCAGGUGAUAACAUACAUUCAAUGAAGUUUGUUUCUCUGGGUUUGCGGAACAUUGUUGUGUUGUUAUCUCCUUUCCACGCUCAGCAUGAAAAUGUGCAUUUUGUGGAAGGGUUCAUUAACUUUUGAGCACAACUAUACAUACAAAGAAUAAUUGACUCUUCCAGCUUGAAUCUAAGUAAUGAGGAAAGAAUUUUCAAAGCAAAAACCUUUCAUAGCAGCAAUGUGUAUUUAGCCAGGUGGCCCUACACAUAUCCUAUUGUAACUGCAUUGUUUACCUAGUACAAUGAAUUGAACUGUAUUUUGACAUUACCUUUAAAAUCAUGCAAUGGUACAUGUUGGAUGGUAUAUGUGCAAUGGUAUGAAUGUUUUUCAUUUAGCCUCAUUUGCUUGCAUACAAGCUAAGUUAGUCGUACAAUAUUAUUAUAUAUUGAAUAAAUACAGUCUUUUACAGAAAGGAAAAAUUAAUUUUCUUUGUAAUUCUGUGAUUUCCUCGAUUAUUAUAUUUUGAAAUGGGAUGAAAAAUAUAUGAGUGUAGUAUGAUUUUAAUGAAUUAUUUGGUAAAUUAUAUUUGUCGGGAAUAUUGAAGAAGUAAACAUGAAACACAGCAUUCCAUAGACAGAA